This is a messenger RNA of Malania oleifera, 489 nucleotides long. RefSeq lists its product as uncharacterized. The record is from RefSeq and is a predicted model, not a curated record. The transcript has a single exon. Bases 1 to 489 code for a protein of 162 amino acids. NCBI's taxonomy places the organism in Eukaryota, Viridiplantae, Streptophyta, Magnoliopsida, Santalales, Ximeniaceae. Gene Ontology annotation, molecular function: RNA-DNA hybrid ribonuclease activity; nucleic acid binding.
AUGCACACUGGUUUACAGGCUGCCAUAGACCGAGAAUUUAAAGAGUUGACCGUUAAAAGGGAUAUAGCUCUGGUGAUUCAUCAGCUGACAGGGGAGUGGGAGACUCGAAAUUCAAAAUUAAUACCAUAUCAGGAAUACAUCCAGGAGUUAAUCCAAGAGUUUGACCAAAUCAAAUUUUCCCACUUACCAAGGGAAAACAAUUUGAUUCCUGAUGCCCUAGCCACACUAGUAGUUUUCAUCAAAGUGGAACCAGAAAUAGAAAUUGAGUCAAUUCGCAUAAGGAUGCAAUCAGAAUUGGCCUACUGUGUAGUGACCGAUGAAGUCGAUGGAAAACCAUGGUUCUAUGACAUCAAAACAUAUCUUCAAAAGCAGGAAUAUCCUAAAGGAGCCUCUAGUAAUGAUCGGAAGACGAUAAGGAGACUGGCAAUGGGAUUUUUUUUGGAGGGAGAAGCGCUAUACAAGAGGAACCAUGAUAUGAUCCUCUUAUGA